Danaus chrysippus (African queen) is the source of this 249-nucleotide messenger RNA. NCBI's taxonomy places the organism in Eukaryota, Metazoa, Arthropoda, Insecta, Lepidoptera, Nymphalidae. The record is from the annotation of a GenBank genome assembly.
UUGUUCGUGUUGAAAGUGAGUCCAGUGGUGGAGGGUGCGGGUUACUGGGCCAGCGUGGAGUGCGGCGAGCUGGUGGGAGGCGCGGGGCUGCAGGUGCCGCAGUACGCGCGGCUCCGCGGCGUGGCGGCGGGCUCGGCGGCCGCCUGCGACCUCCCGCCCGCGACAAACGAGCUCGCUAACGACACCCGCCUGCCCGACCUCGGACACUCUGUGACACAGUCCGCGACCGAGCAUGUUCCGGUCCAAUAA